Molecule: messenger RNA, 2621 nt
Organism: Peromyscus eremicus (cactus mouse)
Lineage: Eukaryota; Metazoa; Chordata; Mammalia; Rodentia; Cricetidae
Gene: Mettl4
Product: methyltransferase 4, N6-adenosine
Exons: 9
Coding region: 479-1891 (470 amino acids)
Cellular component (GO): cytosol; nucleus; RNA N6-methyladenosine methyltransferase complex
Molecular function (GO): RNA methyltransferase activity; nucleic acid binding; site-specific DNA-methyltransferase (adenine-specific) activity
Source: RefSeq, a predicted model, not a curated record
GAGGGCUGUUUCCAUGGGGAGAGUCUAGGAGGCAGCGUGACCUUUUCUGACGGACACUCACCUUUUAAGGACUUAUUGAACACUUGGAUAAUGUGGACUAGUGCCUCAAUCCGAGGACCAAAACAGGACCAUGGAGGGCAAUGGAAGAAAGGAGGAUCAAACUGGGAAUCCAGAUCCAUCACUCUAAAAGCAUCUUUGGCCAAGUUGGCUGAAAAAUUUGAAUGACCAACUCUAAAAUUAAAAGACAUUUAAAGUAUUGCAUUUUUCCUUAGAGGUGCUAUGUAUGUUUGCAUAUCAAACAUACUGGUGUGUAUGAAGUACAUCAUUGAAAUAUAAGACAUUAAAAACCUGAUUUUAAAAGUUUUUUUUUGUUUGUUUGUUUCAGCACUGGGUGUCAAACCCAGCACCCCCACACUGAGCUACGCUCCAAGCCCUGCUUCUGACUCUUGAUUCUCAGUUCUUUUUUUCCUUUUUAAGUAUGUCUGUGGUACACCAUUUGCCACCUGGGUGGUUACUGGAUCAUCUUUCUUUCAUUAACAAGGUCAACUACCAACUUCACCAGCAUCCAGAGCCUUCCUGCAGUAAAAAGAAGCCCACUUCUGUAUGCCUGGAUUCUCGUCCGAUGGAAGCCAUGUCUCCUUUUGGGGCUCCUGCUGCGGGCUUUGCUCUUGACUCCACUACUGUGCCAGGCCAUGAGGAUGGAGGAAGCUGUGAAAUGAUCACCCAGAAAUACGUUUUCCGACCUGAGCUGUUUAAUAUCACCAAACCUCACAUAACUUCAGCUGUUCGCAAAGAAUGCCAACAAAAUAACAACCACGAGAAUUUAGUGUCUGGUAAUAAACAAGAAGUCUCCAUUUCUAUUGGGAAGAAACGUAAAAGAUGUCUGGUUUUCAAUCAAGGUGAAUUGGAUGCCAUAGAAUUUCAUACAAAGAUCAGAGAGCUGAUUUUGGAUGGAUCUUCACAGUUAAUCCAAGAAGGUCUCAAAAGUGGUUUUCUUUAUCCACUUGUUGAAAAACAGGAUGGCAAUAGUGGCCGCAUCGCUUUUCCACUUGAUGCUUGCAAUUUGUCAGAAUUCUGUGAGAUGGCAAAGCAGUGGCCUGCCUUGAAUGAAAUGGAGCUUCAGACGCUACGGUUGCCGGAAGAUGAUAUGUCUGUUAUAGAGCUGGAUUUAUCUUCACAGGUCAUUGAAAACGGCUCUAGCUUUUCCAAAAUGAUUACUUUAAUGGGGCAGAAAUACCUGCUACCACCAAAAAGCAGCUUUCUUUUAUCUGACAUUUCUUGUAUGCAGCCGCUUCUGAACUGCGGUAAGACAUUUGAUGUCAUUGUGAUUGAUCCACCGUGGGAGAACAAAUCGGUUAAAAGAAGUAACAGGUACAGUUGCUUAUCACCACAGCAGAUAAAGCAAAUGCCUGUUCCUAAGCUGGCUGCUGCCGACUGUCUGGUUGUUACGUGGGUGACCAACAGGCAGAAGCACCUGUGUUUUGUGAAGGAGGAACUCUAUCCUUCGUGGUCUGUGGAAGUCGUUGCGGAAUGGUACUGGGUAAAAAUCACACAUUCAGGGGAGUUCGUGUUCCCAUUGGAUUCUCCACACAAAAAGCCUUAUGAGUGUCUUGUACUGGGGAGAGUUCGAGAAAAAGCUGCUUUAGCAUUAAGGAACACAGAUGUAGAAGUGCCCCCUGUUCCAGAUCAGAAACUGAUUGUCAGUGUACCCUGCAUUCUUCACUCACAUAAGCCACCUCUGGCCGAGGUACUGAAGGACUACAUCAAGCCAGGUGGGCAGUGUUUGGAACUGUUUGCUCGAAAUUUACAGCCAGGUUGGAUGAGUUGGGGCAAUGAGGUCCUCAAGUUUCAGCACGUGGAUUACUUCAUAGCUGUGGAGUCUGGACGCUGACGGUAAAAGUUGUGCUGCCCUUUACUCCAGCUCCUUCAGACUCAUUUCUCCUUGUACCAGCCGGUGUGCUUAGACAUGUGGACUUUAUACCAAUCAAUGUGCAUAGAAAUGGACCUAGACUUUGGCUUUUCAACCAGUGAUUGUCCUUCCUGUAUUUUGAGAUUAAUUCUACUUCACUUGCACUAAUAUCCCACCAUUAGUGGGAUUCUGGAUUCUCUACAAUUAAAGAGGUAAGCAGUUAGUAGAACGACCUGCCUCUGCUGCUGAACUGAUUCAGAAAGCAUGUACUGUGGACUCCAGGUCACGAGCUUUGUCUAUGGAUAUUGUUUAUUUGGUGGUAUUAAAAAAUAAAUGGAAGCCUCAUUCCGGAAAGAAUCAGAAAAGAUUACCCGAGUCCAGAUGUCUGCACGUGUUUAAACAUCAGAAACUCCAGCUCCAUUGGAGCCUCUGUCCUUGGGUGGCAUCAGCUUGCAGUACCCGGUGUAGCAGCUCAACUGGGAAAGGCCAUGUGCUCUCCAGUCUCCCAGUGUGCAGCUUCUGCCACGCUGCUUCCCUGUGUUAGCUCUGUGGCUCCUAUUUGGCCUGAAUUUGCAGCCUCCGCUAUAUAAGAAAAAGCGCUGGCCAGGUAGUUGGUGUCCGUAUGUGCUGAACAGUUUGGACAGUUUGCAAUGUUUCCAUUGCAUUUAGGGUCACUGUUUAAGCACUUCUUUAUUUUUGCCUUUUUCUAGAA